GCUGUGGGCGGGCGUGGUCGCGGCGGCCCCACGCAUGGGGGAGGAGAAGGAGGCGGGGGGCGCCGCUAGCCGUCCCACCGCCGCUGCUGAGGCGGGCGUUCCUGGCGCGGGGCGGCCGGCGGGACCUUUCCUGGCCGGAGGGUGGCGCGGUGCUGCCACCGCCUCCGCAGCAGUGAUUGCCGGGGCAUGUCGCCGCCAGGAGGAGGGGCCCGGGUAGCAGCGGCACUGCCGCGCCCGCGGCAGCAGAAGAAGAAGUGGUGGCGAAGCGACACGAUGGGGUAGGGGCGGUGAUGGCGGAACCAGCGGAGCUGCAGCAGGAGUCUGUAGUGCAGUUCCUAGCGGCACGGGGCGGGCGGGCCCGCAACACGGAGCUGCUGGAGCAUUUCCGGGACUGGCACAGCCCCUCGGACCCUGACCGCCGCACAGCUGCCCGCCAGCGCUUCAAGGACCUGGUCAACGCCGUGGCCACUGUGCGCCAGGAGCCGAGCACCGGCGUCAAGUACGUGCACCUCCGUCGCCGGUACUGCGCUCUGGAGGCCCCCGCUGCCCCCUUGAUCUCCGGAGAGGAGAAGGCGGCGGCAGCGGCGGUGGGGGACAGCGCGCAGCGACCGAGCCCGUUGAUCUCCCCGCAGGCGGGCGCUGAGGAGGCGCCGCCGCCAGCGGUCGGGGAUGCCGGCAGCCGCCCUCAGCCCGCGGGCCGGCGGGGCGAGACGCCUCGUCCGAGCACAGCGGCGGCCGCAGGCCAGCGAAAGGGCUCCCGCCGGGGGCCGCUUCCCGGCCGCAGCGGAGGCGGCGGUGAGGAGGCUGCGAUAGCGGCGGGCCCCGGGCGGCCUCCUCCUCCGCCAGCGGAGGAGGCAGCGGCGGCCGAGGGUGGUGCGGGAGCGGCAGCGCAGGGAGGCGGCCGCAGGAGCCUGCGGGAGGCAGCGCGGGGCGGUUCGCCCCAGCUGAAGCGCGGUGCCCUCCCCGGGGGAGCCCGCAGCCGAGGCGGCGAUUCGGACAGUGCCUCCGUCGCCUCCUCCUCCGCCGAGGAAGAGGGGAGCACCACCGGCGCUGUGGCCCUGGACCCUCUGGAGCACGCAUGGAUGCUGUCCGCCUCGGACGGGCGGUGGGAGAGCCUGGAGGGGCUGCUGAGUUGCGAGCCGGCGCUGCUUUGCAAGCGGGACUUCAUCACUGGCUUCACGGUGCUGCACUGGGCCGCCAAACACGGGCGGCAGGAGCUGCUGGCCAGGCUGAUCAACUUUGCCCAGCGGCACCAACUGCCCGUGGACAUCAACGCUCGCACUAGCGGGGGGCACACUGCGCUGCACAUAGCCGCCAUGCAUGGCCACGCCGAAGUGGUGAAGCUGCUUGUUGGAGCCUACGACGCCGACGUGGACAUCCGUGACUACAGCGGGCGCAAGGCAGCGCAGUACCUGCACCAGGGCACCUCGGGGGAUAUGCGGAGCCUCGUGGGUGCCCUGGAGGAGGAGGAGGAAGAGGAAGGGGCUGCCAGCAAUGGGGGUGGGCGCUGGAGGCUCUCCAAGGUGUUGCCCUCUAAUCUCAUGAGCUACCGGCUGUCCCACCACCACCAUCAUCACCAUCACAGCACUGGGGAGGAAGCUGAGGGCACUGAAGGGACAGCGGUGCCAGGCAAGGGCAAGGAGAUGACCAGGAAAGCCUCUGGCAGUGGGAGGAUGAAGCCUCGGCUUAAUAAGAUCCGCUUCAGGACUCAGAUCAUCCACAAUACACCCUCCUUUCGUGGUGACAUUGAGGAGGAAGAGCAUGAGGACAAAUCCUUGAAAGCAUCAUUUAAGCUCAGGCCUAAGUCCAAUGUCUUUGGAUAAGGCUGGGGAGCUGGAGAUCUAGGAGGUGGGCAAACGGACCAGAGUGCCCAAGGGUGUAGCAUGGAAGGUAUGAGUGUGUGCACAUCUACACUUGUGUACUGUGGACAGAGAGGUCCCACGUGUUUUGCUUCAGGUCUCAGUUUGCUGGGGUCAGUGGGGCUCUGGUGGCUUGCAGCUGCUUUGUCAGUGCUGAAAUGAGAGGCAGUGGGUGCAUUGAGAAACGCUGGGGUGUUUAAAACUGGUGCUUCUUUCUCCCUGAAAGCAGGCUUUGGGACUGGAAACCUGUGUUAGUGAAUCCAUUUGGCUUUGCAAGUUGAGUGGGGGAAAGAAAAAUACAGAUUCUCUACUUUCGUAUUAUCAGCUGGUACUUUAAACUAUUCACAAACAACUUGCAAGUAAGAAGAGCACCUCAGUAAUAUGCAAAUAUGCUUUACGUUUCUCUUUAACAGCAAUACCACCUGGCACAGUGUGGUGUUAGGUACCCUAAAUGAGAUAGUAAAUAACGGUUUUCAUUCAGAAUUCAAGCUUCAAUCCAGCAAAGACUUUUGCCUCUGCCGACUUUAUUCAUUGUCUUAUUUGACAUCAUGCAAACAAUAAAUAAAGUGAACCAGGUGCAGAAGUCUCUGCUGUCUGAGGUACUACUGAGUUUACUUGUUGCUGUCAGAAUACUAGUACAAGAUAAUGGAAGCAAAGAGCCGUCUUACGUAUUUGAUAUUUUAUGUUUUGCCUUAGGCAAACCGAUUUUAUUUUAAUCACUGUGAAUUCUCAAGUGCCAGACCUAGCGCAGUCGUAGUUUAUUAAGUCUGGUCAACUCUUAUUAAUGUUGUUUAUGUAAUUCACUCCAUUUAAAACCAGAAAAUUGUGUUGUAUGUGCUACCUGUGAAAGUCAUUCUCUUUUGGAAAAGAGCACAGACACCGUUGCAUGGAAUCUUGAUCAAACUCUAAUACAGUCCUGUGAUGUUACUGUGUUUGCUAGUAACUUGGGUGCCAAUCUCUUUAGCUUUGUGCAGAAAUGGAGAAGAAAAAAAAAGGGAGGGGGAGGGGUUGUGAAUUCACACACACAAGGUGAAUAACUAGAACUCUGAAGCUCUGUCCCUGUUUAUCAUCCUGAGUGAAAGCAGUCUAAUGACAUACUCAAGUGAUGGCAAUGGUGUUUGAGUUCUUUUAAACCUGUAUUUCUAGAGAAGUGAUAACCCAGACUUUGAAUUGUUGUUUAACGGUCUCAUAAGUCUUAAUCUGAUUGACAAGCCUAUCCGUCUGCUAAAGCUUUCAGAAACCUUGAAUCUUGUUUCUCUGCUUUUAAAGGUACCAACUCCAAUGAAAUCUAAGAGGUGGAUUUAUAUCUUGAUUUGGCUUUCCUUAAGAGUGAGGUAGAGCUGACCACAAAUCCUGAAUGCUGCUCAAGGUAGUAGCUCAAGCCUGCUUAGUUGUUGAGAUACAGCCAGUUUCAGUGCAACAUUUGUCAAAGCGUGUUUGGAGUUAGCUUCCUCAGAACGUAUGUGUAUGUCUGCCACUAACCAAAAGUAGAUAGGCUUUGACAUGUUAAAAUCCAGAUAGGAGACACUGAUUAAAUGCAUGCCACGAGCUGUAGAACACCUCACAGAGAAACUGCUGCUGGGAGUUGUGCACUUUCAAGGUAACAGCUGACUCUAGCUGUUGCUGGUGGCUUCUUACAUUUCUUGUAGUGAUAGGGGAAGGGAGUGUUACCAAUCCAUUGAUUUCAGACUUCCAUGCAGAUAAAUUACCAAUUUCUGCACUUUGUGUCAAAACAUAAUAAAGGGCAGUAUUUGCAUAGGCAUGCAAGUGACACUUAACUGUUACUGGGAGAAGUUACAUGAAAAAAAAAACCAGAAUCUCUGCACAGGUGUUGGUCGUUACUGUUACGCACCAGAAUCUCUGCAUAGGUGUUGGUUGUUACUGUUACAAAGACUAGAAAUUAUACAGAGGUUCAGCUUUAGUUUGUAAUUUAUAAGCUAUAUUAUUAUAGAUUCCAUGUGCCUUCAUUUUGGGUUGGUUGCCCCAAAUGUGGUGGAUAAAAUCGAUCUUGCAAAGCACUUUGUCUUUAUAUCUAUGGGACAGGACCAGAAAUUUUCUCUCAGCCCUUCCCCUUGAAGCUAUAAACUUGUACAGAAUGAGGUCUCUGAAAGAGGGGAAAGGAGGGAAAAUUAUACUGUACAGCAAAUUCUUUUGUAACAGAGAAGAUAAUUAGAUGCUGGAGUCUUUAACCUUCGUUCACACUCUUAAGACAAAUAGAUUUUUAGACUUCUGCAGAAGAAAGUUUUCUGACUGAACACUUGCAACAUGAGCCCUCAUCAGCAUGGCCACUUCUGAGUUGAGCACCUACUCAGUGCAACUACCUAUGUCCAAACCUUACUGAAGUAGUUGUUUUUGCUUUGAGAAUUUAUAGUUCUUCCAUAUGUGCUGUGGGGUGAAGCGUUAUCUCUUCACAUGAAAUUAGCAAAGAAUUGCACAAAAAUAGUAAGUCUUAGGGGUUGGAGCCUGGGGAAAUAAUUUGAGAGGUUUGAUGUUCUGGGAUUUAGAAUACAGCACAUUUUUAACUUUAAAUUUGAACUUUAAAAUAACAACUGGAACAUAAUUUUAUCAGGCAUAAUGUAUUAGAACCUUUGUAAUUGCUUAAGGGAACUUGGAAAGUGGUAAAAUGAUGCCUCAUUUUUAACUCACUAUUUGAAGUAUCGAAGUGAAACUGUUGGUCCACUCAUACUGCUUAGCUGCCAGUUAAUAAAAUUUUACUGUAAUGGUCCAAAAGUCUUUGCAAGGUGAAGUGUAACAGAACAGACAUCUGUUGGUGCUUGAGAUGUUUUGACAAAUGGCUAUAGAACCACUAGUGUCUGUCUGCGCUAUGGGACUAAAGCACUUUGAUUUCACAUUAUGACUUGUCACAUUCCACAUGGUUACGUUUUUAUAACAUGAGCUAAAAACUUAAGUUUUGGUUGGAGAUAGAAAAGGCUUGAUGCCGUGUUUCAGAAUAUUUACAGUCUAAAGGUACUCUUGAGUCAAAUAUUUUGGAUACGUUGCCUAGAGAGAUGUGAGCUUGAAAUAAAAGUUGUAUGGUACGUAAAACGGAAGCACUUACUGGUGUCUUUUUAAUGGUGCGCUUGAAAUUACUGAAUGUGUAUGUUCACUUUUUAUGAUGGUGUGCAAGGCAGGGAGACUGUAAUGUAAACAUUGGGUAUUUUUUAUUAUCUCUUAUGUUUUAAAUAUUUUAGGGGCCUGGAAGCCUGUCACUUUUUAUUAAUACAACUUUUUAUGGAUGUCUUUUUGAAUGGCUGUGAGUUAAGAAUCUGUAAGCUUUAGUUUUACUGAAAUAAAAACAGCCCAUGAAUUGUUUAUGCCUGAAUCGACUCCUGUAUGCUACAUACAUAGAUGCUACCUGCAUAUUGGCUAAACUAGGUAUAUUUUGUGGGUUUUUUACCAUGAAGACAGCUGAUGUCAUGCAACACUCAAAGAGAAUGACAUGAAAACAAAUACAGGUGAAUUGUUUGCAAGACAGUAACAUUUUUCUUCCUCAGUGACUUGUUGAAUAGCUCAUGUCAAAGUAAAUGAAGACAUCAUUUUUAAUUUCUUUUUAAAGAGAAGUAUGUCUAAAUAAGGGCCUGGGAGAGUGGCAUUGCUUAACUUAAAAUAAUGUCCUGACCUUAUUUCUGUGCAGCUAAACAUCUCUGACCCCAAGAAGACUAAUACUAGUUUUGGUGUCUAUGUAAAGGUCAAUACCUUAUUAAAAAAGGUUUAGGAUUAAGGCUUUUUGUAACGUCUUAGCUACAGCUGGCAGCUUCUCUAAAGGGAAUUUUCAUUAUUAAGCUAGACUGUGGGAUUUUUAGUAUAUCUGAACAUUUUCUGAAGCUCUUUAUUACAAAAAUGUAUAUUAAAACUAGUAAACUACAUGCUGCCAUGCCAGUAACUCCUCUGAGAGACAUCCUGAUUUGUGCUUAGCCUGAAAAAGGCUCAGCUAUUACAAUGCUAAUGGACCAGGAUUUAUACAGCUUCAAACUAAGCAGCCCCAAAUCAGUAGUUUAGGGACAUAAGGGAGAGGGAAGUGCUCUUGAAAGCUUAGCAGGGAGUAAGGGCAAGCAAAAAGCAGCUGAGGUAAUGGGGGAGGCAAAGGUCUCAGAAGAAGAGGAGUCUGCAUGAGCCUUGCUGAUCAUGCAAUGACUUAACUAAUUGUUUGGAGAAUUGUAUCUAAACAUAUAUCUUUUCUCCUACAGAAUAACAAUCAAGAGAUGACUUGCUGAGAGCUCAAAUGUAAAUGAAUGUUAAGUGUUCUAGCUGGUCCUCUUAGCAACAUAUUUAGUGUAGUUAGUAAUGUUUAGAAAAGCAGGAACAGCUCUUGUGUUGAGUGUAUCUACAGCUGUUGCAGGAGAGUCCUAGUACCCCAGAUUGGUCCUGCUUGACUUCAGGACUCUUACUGGCAGAGAAACCCUUCAGCAUUGCGUUGCUAACUUUUUCAUUGUCUAGAAAAGAGGAGGGGUGAGGGAACUAUAGUCCUGAUUUAAGGUGCCUUGUAUUACAGGGAACAUGAAGAUACUACAUUACACUUUGGAGACUUCAUCCAGAAAAGAGUAAUUUAGUUUAGUUUUUCUUGUUAGAGUUGAAACUUAAGAAGUACACAAUGUCACAUUUUCAUGUCCCAGUUGGGUAUGGGGAGAAGGAAGAUGUCUGAGGUUAGUAUUAGGGUUUGGGAGAGGUGCUAGCUUUUAUGUUUAUGCCAAACUGGGAACAGUUUGACAGGAAAACAAUCAAAACAUAUGAUUUUGAAUUUCCAGUUUUGUUAUAAUGAUACACCUCACUUGGCAAGUGUUUCAGAAUUUAUCUUGUGUCAUUUUUCACUUUAGCCAAAAUCAGUACUGCUGUGUCCUAAUACGCACACCUUGUUGGAAAAACUGAGCCGUGCUAUGGAGUUUUGUUUGUUCACUUUCAAUAAAACUGUAUGACAGAUGA
Messenger RNA from Pogoniulus pusillus (Red-fronted tinkerbird), 6779 nucleotides. RefSeq names its product sosondowah ankyrin repeat domain family member C (gene SOWAHC). The transcript has a single exon. NCBI's taxonomy places the organism in Eukaryota, Metazoa, Chordata, Aves, Piciformes, Lybiidae. Bases 291 to 1823 code for a protein of 510 amino acids. The record is from RefSeq and is a predicted model, not a curated record. Gene Ontology annotation, molecular function: protein binding.